UCGGAGGUGAUGCAGGUGUUCGCCGAGCGCUCUCGCAGUGACAACAAACCGAACGGAGAAACAGCAGGCACCUGUCGGAUUCCAUUUCUCGCGUUCCUUAUUUUGUUUUGGCAGUCAUGAGGAGCCCUGCACGUGGUUUCGUCACAAUGGCCUGAUGGUGCGGGCGGAUUGAAGGAUCGAGAAUGACAUGAAAACACCUUUUCUGAUAUGGGGCCACAUCCCGAAGCGCCUGUCGACAUUCAGAAGUAUAUCGGAUCGUGCCUCAUCACACAGCAGCCGAGACACAAGCGCAAGUCUCUUCCGCAUCCGAAGGAUGGCAUGCGAUGCUUAAGAUGCUCCAACUACGUGCCGCCGUGCAACCGCUGCUGCGGUGCGCCCGUCCCGAGACCAGGAUAUACCAGUACCUUGUCCAACUAUGCAUGGACCGGGGUGCCCUUGAUUAGCGUCGCUCGGCACAAGAACCAUAACCAGCAGUCCAAGAACAGGCCCCAGCUUCGAAACGGCGCGAAGGAAUUCGUUCCCCGGGUCGAGUCCCCGAUCGACGGGAAUCUGGAAGAGCUGCUGCCUAUCUCCCGGCUCGCGAUUCAUGCCCAGGGCGCGCCCUUGAUCCUGUCCCCCAAGGACGGCGACCACUCGCCCAAAGAUGGCGACGGGUACCCGGGACACCCCGCGCCUUACAAGGGACAAGAUUUCUUCCUGGGGGAGGGCAACAGCCGCGUCUACAUGCUGAUGGCGCCCGAGAGGCCGCCCUUCCUGGAGGAAGAGUUCCCUCUCCAGGACUCUGACUUCCCCCCCGCGAUGAUGCACGGACCUCCCAGGGCGGUGGCCUCCUCCCCCUCCCAGAGCGACUGCAUCAGCACCACGUCCGAGGACUCGGGGACUUCCGAGAACGGACUGCCCCGGAUUAUCAAGCCACGGAAGCGCCGCAAGAAGGACCGCCGGACCAGCGAGAGCGAGUCCCUCUCGGAGGAGGCGGCCGGACCCAUCGUCACCCUGAAGCCCUACCAGCCGCUGUGCUACCGCUACAAGAGCAACAACAUCAAGAUAGGAUCUCUCAACCAUAAAUCGCUGGAUAUAUUGACUCCCCCCAAGUCCUUAAGGUCCGGGGCGUACCCCUACCCCCCUUCUCCGCGGUGCCAGUGCCCGUACUGCGUGCCCCCUCCGUCCACCCUCCUGACGCCGCCGGACUCCCCGGUAUCGGAGAGCGGACUAGUGGUGUUGCGUCGCGAAGGGGGCCGUGGAUCCCCCCACGGAGAAAUCAAAUUUCCCGCCGUGUACAUUUCUGAGGAUGAGCCGAAUUAUGGCUUCGAGGAGAGCGUGGCAAGGAAUUCGAAUACCCUCAUCUUAGCCUCAACCCAUCCCCCACAAAGGCCGUGGAUAUGUAUGGCUGAACAAGACUCUCCAAAUUCUUGUAUAUUCACAGUCAUGUGCUACAAUAUUCUCUGUGAUAAAUAUGCUACACGCCAGAUGUAUGGGUACUGCCCAAAUUGGGCUUUAGAUUGGUCCUAUAGGAAAAAAUAUAUUUUACAAGAAAUUUUUCACUACAAAGCUGAUAUCAUAUCCUUACAGGAAGUAGAGACAGAACAGUUUUACAAAUACUUUUUGCCAGAACUGCAAAAUGAAGGAUAUGAUGGAAUAUUUUCUCCUAAAUCCCGAGCGAAAACGAUGUCUGAAGGUGAACGCAAACACGUAGAUGGAUGUGCAAUUUUCUACAAAACUAGCAAAUUUCUUCUGGUGAAGGAUCACCUAGUGGAGUUCAACCAACUGGCAAUGGCCAAUGCUGAAGGAUCUGAUGAUAUGCUCAAUAGAGUGAUGACCAAGGAUAACAUAGGUUUAGCUGCCCUGCUUCAAACUAGAGUGGGAGCAUACCAAGGUUCCGAUGCAACUCAAACCAGCCAAACCCUACUAGUAUGUACAGCACACAUCCAUUGGGAUCCCGAGUACUCCGAUGUGAAGUUGAUUCAGACGAUGAUGCUCAUGCACGAGUUGAAGACAUUUGUUGAUGAUAUUCUACAAAAAUGUAAUUUGCCCCCUCAUCAGAAGCAAGACCCCAACAUCAUUCCUUUGCUACUUUGCGGAGAUUUUAACUCACUUCCAAAUUCAGGUGUAAUCGAAUACCUCUCUUUAGGCCGUGUCUCAACCAGUCAUAUUGAUUUUAAAGAAUUUGUGUAUAAAGAUUGUCUGAGUAAAUUGGGAAACUCUUCAAAAAACAAUGAAUUUACCCAUCCAUUUCAAAUAUCAAGAGCUUACAGUGAUGGCAUUAUGCCGUUUACAAAUUAUUCAUACGACUUCAAAGGUGUCAUAGAUUAUGUCUUCUAUUCCAAAUUGCACAUGUCUAUUCUUGGUGUCCUGGGUCCUAUCGAUUCAGCCUGGCUGGAGGAGAACCACAUCCAGGGGUGUCCUCACCCUCACAUACCAUCAGAUCAUUUCCCCAUUGUUGUCGAGCUGCAGCUCAACCCGACCAUCCCACUGCAUCCCGCCACGCCCAACGGAAUCAACCUCCACAGGUAGCAGCAGGAUUCCCUUCAUACUUCUACUCCGUUACACUGCACAACUCGUUCUCCAUCUGUCAAGACUUUGAUUCCGCUCCGAGGUUUUUUUGAUCUCAAACUUUGGAAAAAAAAAAAACUCUGACUGCUGACUGUUUUGGAUCCAUUAGCUCUUCUUUGUGUACAUGAUGUAAUUAACAGUGAAAAUUUUUCAUGCGAAAAGAAAAGAUGGGUGUGAUAUUUUUUCAUCACUAGUAGCAUGCAUUAGUAAAUAUUUUAGGUAUCCAGUAUGUACAGUGAAUUUUAAAGAUACGACUUUUAAAGUCGAAGUUGGGAAAGAGAAAGUAAUUUUUUUUUUUAAAACACCAUUUUUGUAAACAAUUAAAAAAGGAAGCUAUAAGUGCUAGCAACAUCCUUUGUUUGAAAUCUAUAUUGUACAUAACUUUAAUUAUUAUCUGUCCGAAUAUGAAUAGCAAGAAACGGUUAAUAAUCAUACUAUAUUGCAUUAAAUUAAAGCCAAAAUAUGAAUUUCUUAAUUCCAAAAAGAUCAACUUUAUUUUUACUCAUGUGGAACAAAUGUAUUUGGUAUUCUUGAUUUUUUGACUAAAGUAGUCUCAUUGAUUAAAAAUAUCUUUUAAAAAAAUAAUGAAAAAUGAGUUGAGAUUUAGAAAAGAGUUAUAUGCUUUGUGUUUACACAUAUGAAAUGCAUUUAUUGUUUAGCUGUGAUAUAUAUAUAUAUAUACAUUUACUACAUUUUGUGAAUUUAUCUUUAUGACGUAGUGAUUUUUAGCAAAAGAUAUGCAUAUCAUACUUUUGUUUCAUAUUUUUUUCAGUUCUGUCUUCUUUUUUUGCAAAUUUUAAUCAUAAAUUUCUAAUUUUAAAUCUUUUCUUUUUGCUUCCUAAUUUUGAUUUGUAUAUCUUUUGCUAUAUUUUAAUCGUGUUUUUAUGUAAUGGCAUCAUAACUUGUUGUAAAUUUUGAUGUUUUUAAACAAAAAAUUUUAAAUGAAUUUUGUAAAAAAAGAAAUGUUAAUUUUGAAAAAUAAAUUAUUGAAUCAUAACCAUGUUUUUUCUUAAAUUGGUUCAGUAUUUUCAUACAAAUCGUACACAGAAAGGAGCUGUUGAAAAAAAAAAGAAUCGGAUCUCUGUUUCAACUUCAACUUUUAUUUUACUUUUUAGAAUAUCAGUGUUGCACCUUAGGCUUAAAUGUUGAUUCAUAUGUUGUGGUUUCUAGCACUUACUCAUUGGUGUUAAAAAUUGGGAUUUCUAACUAAAUUCUUACGUCCCAAUUACUUUUGGAUGUAUUUUAGACAAGCCUUUCUGAGACUAUUGUAGGGCUACUGUAAUGGGUUUUUGUUUUAUAUGCUGCAGUAUUGUUUUUAUUGUAGUUCCUACUUAAAAGGUGUUUUUUAUGAUUAGGUAGCUGUGUAUAUUUUCCGAAAUCUGGGAAUGUGUUGGACCUAAUCUAUUUUGUGGAAGGUGUUUAUGGGGAAUGUCAUAGAUACAUGUGAAAACAUGCUGUGUAUUGGCUCUUUAUAGUCGUAUAAUUUUCAAGGACUUAGGAUUAUCACCGGUGAUUUUGUUGUUCUUCGUUCUGUAAAGCUGCAUUUAAAUCUGAGGCAUUUUGUUUUCUUUUAAUGUGUUUGUUAAUAUUUUUUGUACUGAUGUAGGAUUUUAUAAAUGAUUUGAAAAUUUAGUGGAAUUGUAUGAUUCUACAUAUUUGAAAUGUAAAGCUAAAAUUUUAAAAGGUAAAAAAUAGGCAGAAAAACUUCAUUUAGUUAUGAAUGCUUUAAAAUCCAGCUAUUUCCAAUAAAGACGUAUUUUCCAGCAAUUAUGUUUUAGAAAUAAUUUUGCAAAAAUGAUUUGUGUUUACAAAAUUUUCCUUGCAUAUAUUAAGUUCAACUUUUAUAUUAAUUAAAACUCGCAUCUGUUAUUUCUCACUUUUAAACAUGUAAAUUUUUUACGUACGACUUUAAAUUACCGGUUGUGAUUUAUGCAUGUAUAACUAAAUGUGCAGACUAUUUUACUAUUUAUAUUAUCAACCAUCACAUAUCAUUAAGAUUUCUCAAAUUUAAUGAAAUAUUUUCAAGCUUUACUGUCUGACCAUCGAUUACAUGGAAAGACUAAUAUUUGGUUUAUAGGCGGAAAUGGACAUAUCUAUUAAUUUAUAGGGAUGUUAGUUUGUUUGUUUCAUAUGCGCACUUUUGCCUCUCUAUUAUUUAGCCUUAGUUUUGUAAAAAUGAAAAUGUACUUACUGUAACAUUUUUUAAAUCUAAAGUAUAUUCAAUCUAUAUUCUCACGGCAAAAAGUAAUUGAUUUAUUUAGUCACAACCAAGUAUGAGCUUACCAUUUUGCUUUUACGUUCCUAAACGAAAUGGAAAUAUUUUAUUUUCUUUUUGUUCUUUCCUUGGUAACUAUUUUUGUUUCCCCUUAUUUUAUUUUUGAGAAUGAAAUAAAUGAAUAAGGUACUUGUGACAUUAUAAAGCGCGUGCAGCAAAAUCCCACCGUUAUUUUCCCUUCUCCCCUGCUAGAUUCAUUCAGAUGGAAUAGUCUUUACUUGGCAGAUUGCCAAAUUACAUACAAUCCAUUGUCAAACAGUAACUUGCACUAUUACUUUAGAUUUCAAAAACUCACACGUAAAACUAACUCCGCAAAUAUUUUGUAUAUGCAUCAGUGUUGGGAAUACAUUAGUUAAAAGAAGUAUUACAGGAAUCAGACUUUCUCCAAUACUGUAUUUUGAAAUGUUCAACUAUUGCCCCCAGUAGGCGAUACAAGCUAUUUAUUGCAUGGAUUAUGCAUCAUUAUUUGUGAUACAAAUGGCUAUGUAGAGUUUUAAGGCAAUUUUUAGAGUAAUAGUUUUAAAAAAGCAGAGCUUACAUCACUUUUUGACUAUUCUUCGUUUUUAGCACAAACUGCAAAAUGUCUCUCAUUUUGUGCUAAAAUAAUGCCAGUUAGCUCAUUGUUUCCACAUAAACUAGGCAUUUUAUUUCUAAUCCUUAUUUAUUGUCUAUUAAGUCUCAUACAACCCCUAGUUGUAUUUAAAAUAUUUUCAAAAACAAAUAUUUACUAUAUAAAAAUUGCUAAUGUAGAUUAAGUAUGCUGAUUUAGGAUGAUGGAGGAAAAAAGAUAGAAAUUACUUAAAUCGGUAAUGCAUUCAACCUUGAAACUAAAACUUUUUAUUUUGAUUCUAUGAUUUUAUAUAAUGCCAGUUAGCUCAUUGUUUCCACACAAACUAGGCAUUUUAUUUCUAAUCCUUAUUUAUUGUCUAUUAAGUCUCAUACAACCCCUAGUUGUAUUUAAAAUAUUUUCAAAAACAAAUAUUUACUAUAUAAAAAUUACUAAUUUAGAUUAAGUAUACUGAUUUAGGAUGAUGGAGAAAAAAAAUUAGAAAUUACUUAAAUCGGUAAUGCAUUCAACCUUGAAGCUAAAACUUUUAAUUUUGAUUCUGUGAUUUUAUAUAAUAUGUUUAUUUAUAAAAUGUUUUUGUAUUACAGAACUGUAGCUUCUGUAUUAUGAUUUUUAUCAGAUAUUAGCAGUAGAACUUGACAAAAGGAAAGAUAAAUUUGUCUUAGAAAUAUGAUCUUAACUAUAGAUUAUUGACGUGACAAAAGUCAUGAUUAUGAAGUUUUAAACUUUUCAAAUGUUGGAUUUCAACUGAAGAAGUUAUUAAGUUGUAUUUUAAAUGUGAAUAAAAGUUUUUUGAUGAAAUUGUAUUAGUAACUAAGUUUUACAAAAAAUAUGUUUGUGAAAGUCAUUUUUUGAACAAAAGAAGCAAUUAUUUGCAUAAAUAUUAGCAGCAUUUAAAAAAAUCGAUUUAAAUCUUGAUGCCUUGUUUUAAAUGUAGCUUUUAAAGAUAAUCUUUUACCGGUUAUUAAAAAUAUAAAGUAUUUUAAAUGUUUUAUUUUCAAUGAUUUAUGUGUUUCAUCAUGUUAAAAUUGGUUUUCUUACCUGUGAAUUAAAAAAUUGUUGUGUAUUAGUCUUAUUUUUUUAAUUAUUUUGCCCCAUGAAAUCAGAAUACAUUUGUGUAUACAAAUUAACACACAUUUUAUUUUUCCAAUCAUUCGAUUUUAACAUUUCGCAUAAUCUGUAUAGAAACUGUCUGUACAUUUUAAAAGUAGUACAUGUGUAUUACAUUCUGAUAAUGUGGUCAAAAAUAAAUUUUUUCGUCUAUA
Messenger RNA from Uloborus diversus, 6658 nucleotides. RefSeq names its product CCR4-NOT transcription complex subunit 6-like. Lineage: Eukaryota; Metazoa; Arthropoda; Arachnida; Araneae; Uloboridae. The record is from RefSeq and is a predicted model, not a curated record. Gene Ontology annotation, molecular function: poly(A)-specific ribonuclease activity. Gene Ontology annotation, cellular component: cytoplasm; CCR4-NOT complex; nucleus. The coding region runs from base 208 to 2511 and encodes 767 amino acids. Gene Ontology annotation, biological process: nuclear-transcribed mRNA poly(A) tail shortening. The transcript has 8 exons.